Molecule: messenger RNA, 3289 nt
Organism: Arvicanthis niloticus (Nile rat)
Lineage: Eukaryota; Metazoa; Chordata; Mammalia; Rodentia; Muridae
Source: RefSeq, a predicted model, not a curated record
AUGUCUAGAACACAAAGGAAAGACGACAGACACCUGUUCACCAGUUCGUCCACGUGUCCGCUGAAGGUGCAGGAGGACCAGCAACAGAAAGAAAAAUAUGUCAUUGCUCAACCAACAUUUGUUUUUGAGAAAGAAGAACACAAAUUUAAGAGACCUGCAGAAGACAGCCUGGACGAAACAGCAGAGCUUGAAUUCACUGGUUUUUUGAGAAAGCGUAUAAGGUCUUCAUCUGUCACGCUUCAUACUACAAAUUCUCAGUCUCUAGGAGUGGCAGCCUUGUCUCAGACACGCCUGAGGUCCUCAUCAUUCACUGAUGUCCCAACCUUCCCUCCAUCCAGGCCAGUGAGGAAAAACAAUGUUUUUAUGACAUCACAUCUGCUGCAAAGGAGUGAUGACAUGAACAAUGUAGACCAAGGUCCCCGGGUGAGACCUUCGGAACAUGUUCUAAGACCCGCUGUUCUGCAGCCGUCUCAAAUUCAUGGCUGUCAAAAAGUAGGCACAACAUUUGUUCCUGGUGCAUCGAAAUCCUGCAAAACUAAAGAAAAUGCUGAGCAGAAGAUUUCUGAAGCUAACCCUAAUUUACUAAGUGAAAAUUCACCAACUGCCAAGAGUUCAGUCCAGCUGUCUACUGAUCCAUGCAUUUCAGAGGCACCAUCAGGAUGCCAACCAAAGGAAGAUAAGUGUUCUCUUAAAAGCUGCAGUUCUGACUUCAUUUUUGGAGAAAACAUGGUAGAAAGAGUUUUGGGCACUCAAAAGCUUACCCAGCCUCCACUUCAAAAUCUUUCAUAUACCAAGGAAAAAACAUUCAAAUCUGUUCUGAAAUUUCCUAAUGCUGCUUCAAAUUCAAACUCUAUUAAAAACAUAUCUCUAAUCGAAUCAGCUGCUGCUUUUUUCUCCAAACCAUCACAAAAAUGCUUACUUGAGAAAAUUGAUGUCAUAACAGGAGAGGAAACAGAACACAAUGUGUUAAAGAUCAACUGCAAGAUCUUUGUAUUCGACAAAGCCACACAAUCCUGGAGUGAAAGAGGCCAAGGGAUUUUGAGACUGAACGACACAGCUGGCCCUGAGUGUGGAACACUGCAGUCAAGACUAAUCGUGCGCAACCAAGGAAGCCUGAGGCUGGUCCUCAAUAGCAGACUCUGGGCUCAGAUGAAGAUUCAAAGAGCAAAUCAUAAAAAUCUGCGAAUAACUGCAACUGAUUUAGAAGAUGAUGGUAUAAAAAUAUUUUUAAUUCAGGCUAGUGCCAAAGACAUAGGCUACCUGUAUGCAGCAAUACACCACCGUCUUGUCGCCCUUCGAAGCCUCGGUAAGCAGGGUGAUGGUGGUCCAGCUGAAAGCCAGUCGGAUACAGUUCUCCCGCAGUUCAAUGACGAGAGCUGUGAGGAGGAUGAUGAUGACAUCAUACAAGUCACUAAAAAUGGAUCAGAUCCUUCAAGGUGGAGCCACAGACAGUCAAUUGUCUGUUCAUAAGUCCUCUCUGCUAUAAACAUGACAUCUACAGAAAGAGUGGCCACUCUACUGGAAUGCCAGACCAUCCUAACUGGGAAGACUCUACUCAUACCUAAAGAGUUUUAGUUUUUUUUUUUUUUUUAAAUUAAAGAAACAAACACAAUUUAUUGUAAUUAACAGUUUUAUGUUUUAUAUUUUCAUUAUUGUGGAUAGAAUUUAAGAAAUGAACUUCAGAAUUUAUCUUUUUGUGGAUUACUUUAGAAUAGGAUUUGAUAACUAAUUUCAAGUAUUCAUCACAUUGAUGGAUAUAUUAAUUAAAAGUACAAAUUGUUGGCUUUGACAAAUAUCUAAAGUAUUUAUUGUAAGUCAUACAUUGUCUGGCUAUAAAAUAUAGAUUAUAGAAUAUAUAGAAUAUAGAAUAUUUCACUAAAUUUACAGGCAUCUCUUAAAAAUAUGAUAACUGGAAGGCACUUCAUUAAAUCAUGUAUACCUUCUGAGAAAGGUGUAUUUUCACUUACACUUUGAAUUUCCCAAUGCAUAUAUUCAAGUAAGAAUUCUUUUACAAGAGUGUCCAUUUGUGGACUUUCAUCUGUUACAUCUUAUGUAUUUGACUCAAAGUCAGCUCACAAGAGUUGAUGAAUAAUUGAACAAAAUGUAAUAUAUUACCUAUGUGUCAAAAAAUAUACAGAAGCCAAAUAUCAAUGUGCUUUAUUUAUGUGAUUACCUUCAUAGUUUAGUAGGUAUAAGGCUAUGUAGAAGCAAUUUUAUAACAAACAUAUCAUAUAUGGCCAAAUGAGUAUCUCAAAUUCCAUUAUUAUAAUAUAGUAAUAUCAUUAAUUUUUAGCAGAUGUUUUAUGCCUUUUUGAUAUUUCAGAGAUACUUUAUGAAACACACAUAAAAAUCCAUGUCAGAAUUUAGGGCCAUAUUUUAUUAGUAACCCUAAACAAUCUCAUUACAGGAUAAAGAUUCAAGAUCCUAAAUGGUUUUGAAUGUGUUCCGAACCCUGAUAUGCUUAUAAUAAGGGUGUAACUUUACAAACUGCUACACUGAAGAAAAUAUUCUUUGGAAGCGUACGUAUAAAUAUAUAUUUUAAAAGUUGGCAAUGCUUUGUUGCCUCCAGACAAGAGAAGUAUCUGCAUAUGCAUUUAUUAACAAAAUCUCAGCUUAAAUCAGCAUACAACUGCUGAGUAAGGUCUUCUAGAGUAGGGUUUAAUUAAUAUGUUCAGAAGAGAAAGAAAAUUUAUAAAGAGAAAGACUUACCAUCAGGGGACGGCGUAAACACAGAUAAUUAAGAUUAUUUCUUUCUCCCCCUGUUCCAUCACAGAAUACAAAUCAGCGGAUAAUUCUUACUAGAAAUAUAAUCAGGGAGACAUCUGAAGAAGAUGUGAAAGUAUUGGUUCACCUAUAGGAUCUUAGCUUUGAGGGAACAUUACGCUUAUACGAUGAUUUUUAAAGCAAAGCAGAGAACAGAGACCUUCUUUAUCUCUUGGCAUGUUUUUUCUUGUUCCCAUACUGGAAUGGAAAUGAAGCAAAUGACUAUUCUUUUGUGUGUUCCAAAUAUUUUAAUAUAAGUUGAAAUGACUGAUCUUCUUUGGUCUUUGGUACAGGGGGCAAAUGAGAAAGAGACUUACUUGUAACCUAUGCAGAAAUGCCAGGAAGUCCCCAUGUAGGUUAGAAUGUCAGCAAGGCAGAGAGACAGAACCAACUUCAGGGUCAUGAAACAGUGACAAAGAACAGAAACAUGACAUGGUACAAGAGUCCUCCAUCUUGAUUAGAAGAAACAUUUCCUAGUUUUUCUUUACUUUGUAUCUUCAUCUAGCCUCCCACUGCCCCUACUUUU